Messenger RNA from Trichoderma aggressivum f. europaeum, 1578 nucleotides. RefSeq lists its product as uncharacterized. NCBI's taxonomy places the organism in Eukaryota, Fungi, Ascomycota, Sordariomycetes, Hypocreales, Hypocreaceae. The coding region runs from base 1 to 1578 and encodes 525 amino acids. The transcript has 5 exons. The record is from RefSeq and is a predicted model, not a curated record. Gene Ontology annotation, cellular component: cytosol. Gene Ontology annotation, biological process: pentose-phosphate shunt; pentose-phosphate shunt, oxidative branch. Gene Ontology annotation, molecular function: NADP binding; phosphogluconate dehydrogenase (decarboxylating) activity.
AUGUCUGGCCCUGUCGCUCGCCUCGCAAACAUCAAGCUUGGCGGCGCUUCGCAAUCUGAUUCCUCCUCCACUGCCGGUCAAGCUUCGGGAAAUGCUGACACUGUUCCAAGCGCGGAUCUUGGCCUCAUCGGCCUUGCUGUCAUGGGACAGAACUUGAUUCUCAACAUGGCUGACAAUGGCUUCACAAUCACCGCUUACAACCGAACCGUCUCCAAGGUCGACGCCUUCUUGGCCAACGAGGCCAAGGGCAAGUCCGUUGUUGGCGCUCACAGCGACAAGGAGUUCAUCGACAGCCUCAAGUCCCCCCGCCGCAUCAUGCUCCUCGUCCAGGCUGGUAAGGCCGUCGAUGAGUGGAUUGAGAGACUCCUGCCCUACCUCGACGCCGGCGACAUCAUCAUCGAUGGUGGCAACUCUCACUUCCCCGACUCCAACCGCCGCACCAAGGAGCUCAGCGCCAAGAACAUCCGAUUCGUCGGCUCCGGUGUUUCCGGAGGUGAAGAGGGUGCCCGAUUCGGCCCCUCUCUGAUGCCCGGUGGUAACGAGGAGGCCUGGCCUCACAUCAAGGACAUCUUCCAGGCCAUUGCCGCCAAGAGCGACGGCGAGGCCUGCUGUGAGUGGGUCGGCGACGAAGGUGCUGGUCACUACGUCAAGAUGGUUCACAACGGUAUCGAGUACGGUGACAUGCAGCUCAUCUGCGAGGCGUACGACAUCAUGAAGCGUGGUCUUGGCCUCUCCAGCAAGGAGAUUGGUGACGUCUUUGGCAAGUGGAACAAGGGCGUUCUCGACUCUUUCCUGAUCGAGAUCACCCGUGACAUCCUCUACUUCAAUGACGAUGACAACACCGCUCUGGUUGACAAGAUCCUGGACAAGGCUGGCCAGAAGGGAACCGGAAAGUGGACUGCCAUCAACGCCCUCGACCUCGGUAUGCCCGUUACCCUGAUUGCCGAGGCCGUCCUGGCCCGAUGCCUGUCUGGUAUCAAGGACGAGCGUACCGAGGCUUCCACCAAGCUCCGUUAUGUUUCCCGUGGCAGCGGCAAGUUCGAGGGUAACAAGGAGCAGUUCCUUGAGGACCUCGAGCAGGCUCUGUAUGCCUCCAAGAUCAUCUCAUAUGCCCAGGGCUUCAUGCUCAUGCAGGAGGCCGCCCGCGAGUUCAACUGGAAGCUUAACAAGCCCUCCAUCGCUCUCAUGUGGCGUGGUGGCUGCAUUAUCCGAUCCGUCUUCCUCAAGGACAUCACCUCUGCUUACCGCAAUGAGCCCGACCUGAAGAACCUGCUCUUCGACAAGUUCUUCAACGAGGCCAUCCACAAGGCUCAGCCCGGCUGGAGAGCCGUCGUUGCCCAGGCUGCUGAGCUCGGCAUCCCCACCCCUGCCUUCGGCACCGCCCUGUCAUGGUUCGAUGGCUACCGCACCAAGGACCUCCCCGCCAACCUACUGCAAGCCCAGCGUGACUACUUUGGCGCUCACACUUUCCACAUCAAGCCUGAGUUUGCUAGCGACAAGUACCCCCAGGGCAAGGACAUCCACGUCAACUGGACUGGCCGUGGUGGCAACGUUUCCGCCUCAACAUACCAGGCAUAA